Penicillium manginii is the source of this 465-nucleotide messenger RNA. RefSeq lists its product as uncharacterized. The coding region runs from base 1 to 465 and encodes 154 amino acids. The transcript has a single exon. Lineage: Eukaryota; Fungi; Ascomycota; Eurotiomycetes; Eurotiales; Aspergillaceae. The record is from RefSeq and is a predicted model, not a curated record.
AUGGCUUCAGGGCUCUCUUCACAAUUAAGGGAUCCCGAAAUUCUAACCAGCACACUGCAUCCCCAUCUAUUCCUUGUUCCAGAAGAUCCAAGCAACAAUGAUCAACCCCUUCAAAAACGCCGCCGUCCACAGCGCCCCCAUCAUACCAACAUCACUAUGAGCCCAGAAACCACCAAGAAUAACCCCAAUAAGCAAGAAAACCACAGCGCCAACCCUGCGCAUCUGCUCGGCAUUCCUCACCAACUUCGGCGACAGGAAAUCCGGGUGCGAGAAGAGAUCACAAUAAACACUCGUCAACACAACACUAGUGAGAGCAUUAUACUUCAACACACGACUAGUCACAGCCUGCCCACUACUCUGAAACGCAACCAGAACAAUCGGAACCAGAACCAACCAACUCAACGGCUGAUUACGCGACGAGUGGAAGAUCGUCACAAUCAGCGCCGCGACAACGAUACAAAGUAA